This is a messenger RNA of Closterium sp. Naga37s-1, 6795 nucleotides long. Lineage: Eukaryota; Viridiplantae; Streptophyta; Zygnematophyceae; Desmidiales; Closteriaceae. The record is from the annotation of a GenBank genome assembly.
AUGGCAGGCCUGCACCUGAUGCUGGAGGAGAGGCCGAUAGCCAUCAUCGGCCCCACCACGAGCAGCCAGGUGGCGCUGCUGAGCGGGCUGGCGGGCACAACGCGCAUCCCCCUGCUCUCCUACUCCGCCACCGACCCCCUCCUCACCACCUCGCGCCAGUGGCCCUACUUCAUGCGCACUGUACCCAGCGAUGCCACCAAAAUGGAGGCAAUAGCAGACCUGCUGGCGCUGUACCGCUACAGGCACUUCGUUGCCAUCUUCACAGACGACCGGUUUGGGCGGAACGGCAUCAGCGUUCUCGAAAACAUUCUGCAGAACAGAUGGGGCUGGCAACACCCGGUAGUGGCGCGUGUAGCAUUGAAGCGGGGGAGGGAGUAUGACGACGCGCGCUCCUCUCUGGAGAAGCUGCAGCAAGUGCGCACGUCAGUCAUGAUCAUCCAUGCAGGGGGCGACGGCCCUGACGCCGUGCUCAAAGCAGCGGUGGAGUUGGGAAUGUUCAGCCGCGGCUACGUGUGGAUCACGACUGAGCCGACGUCUCUCCAGUCCUUCACAUAUGAUGGUGCCACUGCCUCUUUCAUGCCGCAAGUGCAGGGCCUCAUAUCCAUGGCGUCCUUUGUCCCGCCCUUGCCGGCUCUCACGGUCUUCCGAGCUGAGUGGAAGGAGCACAUGUCGGGGCAGGAAGGCCCUUCUUCUCCAAAGGCGGACGUGUAUUCACUGGCAGCAUACGAUGCGCUGCUGCUGGUGGCUCAGGCAGUGCACAACGUGCUCUCUGGCGACACCACCGACGGCGCUGACUCUCAGAACUCCCUGGUCGAGCCUGUGCCUCCCUCCCAAGGCCCAGGGGCUUAUAACGAGGAUGGGGCUGGCAGCGGGAGUUUCCCAGGGGUAGAAAGUGGUGGUGUAGCUCGUGCUGCUGGUGCUGCCGGUGCUGAGGGGAACAGUAGCAGUAGCGACGGUAGCAGCAGUGCCGCUGCAGCAGGUUCUGUCUUCGUUAGUAACAGUUCCGCUGCUGGCCAGGAGCCUGGCACGUGGGCCCAUGUGCCCAUGCCUGUGGUGGCGCCUGGUGAUUCUGCCAGCUCGCUUAUCCCCAUUCUUUCUGGCGCAGCUCGGAGCAAUUUUGGGCCGCUGCUGCGGGAUGCGCUGCUCCAGGCGUCUGUGAUGGGCGCCACAGGCAGGGUUCGACUCACCCCCGAAGGGGACGUGAAGGACGGGUCGGUGCAGCUGCUGAAUGUGCGGGGCAGCGAGUUCGUCACUGUGGGGUAUUGGCGCAUGGGGAAGGGCUUCACCACCUCCGAUGUGAGUCAUCUUUUGAGGCACUUUCCUUCUCUUCACCUAUCCCCUCUCAUCAGUACGGAUCUCCUCUCAUCAUUGCCCCUUCUCUCCCCUCCUGCCAGGCCCAUUAGCGACCCACUAGCCCCAGCAGUGCAGGCCAACAGCUCUACCACACUCAACCUGCUGUUUCCAGGCAAUCUUGAAAAGGCGCCCUCAGGGUGGCUGGCCCGCCAACAGGACCCGCUGCGGAUCGCCGUGCCCAACAAGAGAGGUUACAACCAGUUUGUCGAGAUCCUGCCGCCCACCGCCGCCCAGGGAAACGACCGCUUCACAGGGUUUUGUCUGGAUCUGUUCCGGGCGGCAGUGGCGCGGCUGCCAUACGAGCUGUCGUACGAGUUUCUGCAGUUUGGGGAGGGCGACGCCACUCCGAGUUACACUGAGAUGGUGUAUGCUGUGGCCAAUAAUACAUACGAUGGAGCCAUUGGCGACAUUGCUGUGCUCAAUUUCCGCAGCGAGGCCGUUGAUUUCACCGUUCCCAUCCAACAAUCAGGGCUGAGCCUGGUGUCCUACGUGGCACCAAACGACAACCCCUGGAUCUCCUACCGCCCCUUCUCCUGGCAAAUGUGGCUGCUUCUCGCCUGCCUUAUUGUUUUCUCCGGCCUUGUGCUCUGCUUCCUGGAAAGUUCCCACCCCGCCCACCUGCUGCGGCGGGAGUAUGACCGGCCGCAUCAAGAAGUCAUGUCGUACAUAUGGAUGUCCUUUGCUCCAGUUGGAUUCGCAAAAGUUCCUACCUACGUUGUCGUCCUCACUGCAGCUCUCAUUCUCUCCUCCCUCCACCCACCCCUUCCACUUGCCAUCAUGAGGGGCAUAGUCAAGACGUCUCUCGGUCGGAUACUCACAGUCACCUGGUUUGCGCUCAUGAUUGUCGUCUCCAGCUCCUACAUCGCCGCCCUCACUGCUGCUCUCGUUCUCCAAAAGCUGCAGCUCCCAAUAUCCAGCAUAUACGAUGCGGCAGGGUCCGACGUAAUGAGCAUAUACGAUGCAGCAGGGUCCGACGUGAUGGUGGGCUAUCAGUACGGCUCCUUUGUCUACGGCUAUCUCGUGCAGCUUGGGUUUUCUCCGCUUGUGCCGCUGAACGGCGAGCAGGAAUACUAUAAGGCGCUCACAUCCUUCUUUCCUCCCUUUUCUCCCUCCAAUCUCCCUCUCCCACAGUCCCGGCUUGUGCCGCUGAACGGCGAGCAGGAAUACUAUAAGGCGCUCACAUCCUUCUUUCCUCCCUUUUCUCCCUCCAAUCUCCCUCUCCCACAGUCCCGGCUUGUGCCGCUGAACGGCGAGCAGGAAUACUAUAAGGCGCUCACAUCCUUCUUUCCUCCCUUUUCUCCCUCCAAUCUCCCUCUCCCACAGUCCCGGCUUGUGCCGCUGAACGGCGAGCAGGAAUACUAUAAGGCGCUCACAUCCUUCUUUCCUCCCUUUUCUCCCUCCAAUCUCCCUCUCCCACAGUCCCGGCUUGUGCCGCUGAACGGCGAGCAGGAAUACUAUAAGGCGCUCACAUCCUUCUUUCCUCCCUUUUCUCCCUCCAAUCUCCCUCGCCCACAGUCCUGCCUAAUGCCGCUGAACAGCGAGCAGGACUACUAUAAGGCGCUCACAUCCUUCUUUCCUCCCUUUUCUCCCUCCCAUGUCCCUCUCCCACAGUCCCGCCUAGUGCCGCUGACCAGCGAGCAGGACUACUAUGAGGCAAUCUCAUCGCAGCGAGUGGCCAUAGUAGUGGGCGAGGACCCCUUACCUCAACGUCUCCCUCUCUCUCGUGCUCCACCCACCCUCCCACCCACCCUCAUCCCCCACCCGCAGUCCCGGCUAGUGCCGUUGAACAGUGAGCAGGACUACUAUGAGGCGCUCACUUCUCAGCGCGUGGCCCUGAUAGUGGACGAGGACCCCUACCUCAACGUCUUUGCCUCGCAGUACUGCCAAAUGCUCCGCGCCUCCCAGGCCUUCAACGUCCUCAACUCCGCCUUUGUGAGCCGCUGGGGGCACCUAGGGGCAUCUAGGAGCAUCUAUGGGCUCUUGCGUCAUUGGGUGGUGCAUGGGCAAGCAUCAAGAGACGCUCUCAUCACAGCGAUGGCCAUAACAGUGGACGGGGACCCCUACCUCAGCGUCUUUGCCUCGCAGAACUGCCAAGCCUUCCAGAAGGGCUCUCUCUUUGGCGCGGACAUCUCUCAGGCGCUGCUUGAGCUUGCACAGAAUGGGGAGCUGCAGCGCAUUCGCAGCAUGUACAUUAAGAACACAUCCAACUGUGACAAUGCAGCGUCGGUGAUGGUGGAGAAAGUGCAGAUCUCAGCCACCACCAUGGCUGGCCUUAUGAUCGUCUAUGGGGCCUUCUCCCUGCUGUGCUGCGCUGCGUAUAUCGCCAUCAUCUUACACCGAGGACACCGCGCGCACAGGGAGCUGAAGCCUUAUGCUUUCAGGGAGGUGGGGGAAGAGGGCAAUUUCACUCCCCCAACUCAGCCUGGCGGAUUUGAUGGUAAUGGUGGGGGCCCGUGGCGUGCCGAACCUGAGGAGGCCAUGAGGUUCGAUCGAAUGGCAUUGGAUGGUGGGGAGGUGGCUGGUGAGGUGACUGGAAGGUCAACUCUUGAGGAGUUAGAAAUGCUGGUGGGUUUGAGCCAGAGGGUGGUUGCUGCUGAGGAGGUGACUUUUGAGUCGGCUGAAUGGUCAAAUAUUGAGAAUUCCGAAGGGGCGGUGGAGUUGGAUCGAAGGGCAGUUGGUGGUGGGCAAACGCGUGAGGAAUCAGAAGGGGCGGUGGGGUUGAGUAACAAGGCAAUGGGUGGCGAUGCGCGGGAACCAGAUGUGGAGAUGGAGGGUGUGUGGCAGGAUGCAGAUACUCCUGGUGGUGGUGGUGAUGGUGGUGGUGGUGAUGGUGGUGGUGAUGGUGAGGGUGAGGGUAAGUCGCAUGGUGAGGUUGAUUUGAAAGGUGGUGAUAACAGUGCUGAAGCAGAGAAGCAGAAGGAUGAAGCAGGUACGCAGAACGGCGAAGCAGAUAGACGGAAGGAUAAAGUAGAUAGGCGGACGGGUGAAUCAGGUGGAGAGACGGAUGAAGCAGAUAGAGGUGGAGCUAAGGAAGGGUGUGACGUGGCAGCAAGGGAGGAUACGAACUUUGAGACGUCUCAAAAGGCAGCAAGGGAGGAUACGAAAAGCAAUUCAUGCAAAAUAGAUGGAGAAGACGAUGGGGCCAGAGACGAAGCAUCCUACGAGGACCUCCCUGCUCUCCCCCUCUCCACACCAUCCUCCUCCAGACUCGCACCACCAUCUCCCAGACUUGCGUUACCAUCCCCUCGAAUGAUGCCACCAUCCCUCCGAGUGACGUCAUCAUCCCCUAGGAUGACUGUUGCUGCUGCUGCUGCCGCUGCUGUUGCUGCUGCUGAUGCUGCUGCUGCUGCUUCUGCCACUACCAGUGCAACCCACUCACUCUUUCCAGACGCCUUCUCUCCUCGCUCUCCACACCCUUUCAGCAAGAGCAGGACCUUCAAACGCAGCCCUGCUGCUUUUGACCUAUCCAGCACAAGCCCAUCCAGUUUUCACGCGCCACAUCACCACCGCCCGCCAUCCCUCAUUGCAACAAACCCUCGUUACAGCCCUCGUUACAACCCCUCUCUACAAUCCCCCACGACACGCCCGUUUUCUAAGAGCAAAACCUUCAAGUAUACCAACAGCAGCCCCUCCUUUAGCCUCACCAGCCCUUCCAGCCGAACCCAGUCCAAACCUCCUCCCAGAAAGCACCUGUCUAGCGGGAACCUGGCCGGUCUCCCUCUGCAGCGAGGGAUAGACCAGCCCAGUCGAACCCUCCACCAGGUUCCACCUGGACGAGGUCUGUCUCGGCACCUGUCAAUGAACCCUAGGACUGGUGCUGGUGGGAUGGAUGCGUUCAGCAGCAGGGAUGCUGGAUCGGCAGGGGUUAUCAGGGAUGGACGAGCAGGGAAUGUGUUUGUCAAUGAUGCAAGAUCUGCAGAUGCACUUACAGCAGCAGGUUUACGCUCCACAGACAAAGGCAAAGGCCCAGCUUUGGAGGAGGAGGUCCAAACGCAAAGGCACAGCUUGCCUGCGCGUGCAGCAGAAACCCUGAGGGUUACACCUGGGGCAGAAGCACAGAGAGUGGCGUUGGUUUCAGGUGGGGCAGACCGGCAAGCAUCCUCCUUUGAAGCAGCCUCUCAAUGUCAAGCAGUGGUUUUCGGGCAGGAUCCACAGGCAGCGAUUUCUCGGGCAGAUUCGCAAGCAUCGGCUAGUGGUGCUUAUAACGAGGCAGGGCCUGGUUUGCCUAACGAGGGUGCUUAUGACGAAGGUGUGGGCGGGGCUUAUAGAGGGACCCCAUCCCCUGGAGCGUCCAGGAGGGGACAGCUGUCAAGGCAGACUCUGCAGGGGCAUGGAAUGAGCAGCUUCAAUGACAGCAUGUUUGCUGGUGGUGGUGGCAGUGCUUGGGAGAGUCGGUUUGUUGGAAGCAGCUCGGUGGAGAGUGGGUUUCCUGGUAAUAGCAGCUUCAGUGAAAGCAUGCUUGAUGGGAGUGUGCGAGAGGAGGAAGAAGGAGAGGAGGAGGAAGAGGAGGAAGAGGAGGAAAAGGAGGGAGAGGAGGGAGAGGAGAGGGUGGGAGAUGGUGGGCGUCAGUUGGGGAGUGGUGGGCAUUAUUUGGGCAGUAGUGGGAGGAGUGUGUCGGUGACAGAGGCUACAGGAUCAAGCAGCCUCCUCCCCUACGGCACACGGAAGCCCGGCCGUGGUUCUCGAAUCAUUGGAACCGGCUCAGCUGUGCCAAAGAAAAUUGUCACCAAUGAUUUUCUCGCAUCCCUGAUGGAAACGUCCGAUGAAUGGAUCGCCACCCGUACCGGCAUUCGGAACCGCCAUGUCCUCUCUGAGAACGAGUCGAUGACUGGCCUGGCUACAGAGGCUUCGCGGAAGGCUCUGGAAAUGGCUGGCGUGGACCCUGCUGACGUGGACCUGAUCAUCUUCUGCACGUCAACCCCCGACGACAUUUUCGGCGGUGGUUGCCUGAUUCAACGGGACCUGGGCUGCAAACGAGCGGUGGCGUUCGACCUCACUGCAGCGUGCAGUGGCUUUGUCCUCGGCCUUGUCACCGCCUCCCGGUUCAUCCAAGGUGGCGGGUACGAGCGAGUGCUUGUGGUGGGGGCGGAUGGGCUGUCCCGAUACGUGGACUGGUCGGACAGGGGCACGUGCAUUCUGUUCGGCGACGGCUGUGGGGCCGUGUUGGUGCAGGCUGCAGCUGAGGGCGAGAGCGACGGUAUGCUGGGCUUCGACAUGCACAGUGACGGCUACGGCUCCAGGCACCUGCACGCGUGCUUCAGUGUGACACCGGCACCAGAAGAGAGCGGGUCCAUUGCGGGGAGGGCGGUGGCGACCCCCAUAGUGAUGAACGGGAAGGAGGUUUACAAGUUCGCUGUCACCUCCGUGCCCCAGGUCCUACAAGCAGCACUUCAGGAGGCAGAGCUCUCGACGGGCGACAUUGACUGGCUUCUGCUGCAUCAG